CUCUCUCAUUCUGUUCUAUAUUUAUUUGACCUCUGCUUUCCUGUUACACCCAAAUGUGCUGUAACGCAAAAACUGAAAAGCUUUUGUGACAACAAAGCAUAAAAUCCAACAGGUAACAACCAAAUUAACUGUAUUUAGACAGCGUUAAAAUGAAAACUCUUUCAUGUCUUUGUGAAAAUUUCAGGGAGUUUUUAUUCAGACUGAAGCUGCUCCACCAUUACAACCAGAAAGAAACCUGAGUAGAUCUCACAAAAAAGACGACCUGAACAUUAAAGUCAAUUUAUUUGUUGCUGUGCAGGUGUGUGUUAUGUGCAGUGUUGUAGAUGUGUCAGAGGACCUGUAUAUGUAAAAACCUGCUUUACUCAGCACUCAUUGGUCAGAUCAGAGAAAAAAAUAAAAACUGUCUUGGCUGCAUCUCAGAAGGCUGCAGUGGUUUGAUGCUGACAAAAUCUGUCUUCCUUAAACCUCCAUCAGAAGCAGGCUCAGGGAGGGGCGGCCAUGUGCCGUGAGCGGUUGGAGUUGAGUGGAAGAAGACAGGACAAGGACACGCUGUAGAAGAGAGCCAGAGAUCAAUAAUAAGGAAUGAUUAAAUGCAGAGAGGUGCAUAAACACACGUCUUUGUCUCCCUCCCCUCAGAGGGCGGGCCCUCCCUGAGGCUGAGCUCAUUGCUGAACAGAAAGUGUUCUGUGUGCAUGUUAUCAGCUACUGACUCAUGGAGGAAAGUAGCUGAUAUCAGUGAAAGGAGUAGAAGGAGACAUGAAACAGCUGGGCUUAUAAAACUGCUGCGUCAUCUGUGUCGCAGUGAUAUCAUUUCAUGCUGAUGAAUGAUGCCACCCAGAGAUGCAGCAGACGAACAUCUCAGGAUCGUGAUGGUUGGGAAAACUGGAGCUGGGAAGAGUGCAGCAGGAAACAUCAUCUUAGAAAGAAGAGUUUUUAAAUCCACUUCAGCUUCAUCUUCGAUAACAGCAGAGUGUCAGAAGGAAACAUCAGAGUUUGGGGGUCAAACACUGGCUGUAGUUGAUACUCCAGGUCUGUUUGAUACCAAACUAUCUCAAGAGCAGGUGGUGAAAGAGAUCAGUAAGUGUAUCUCCUUUGCUGCUCCUGGUCCUCACGUGUUCCUGGUUGUGAUCCAACCAAACAGAUUUACCAAAGAAGAACAAGAAACAGUGAAAAUCAUUCAGAAGAUAUUCGGAGAUGAAGCAGCACGCUACACUAUGGCCUUGUUCACCCACGGAGACGAUCUGGAAGCAGAUGAAGUCAGUGUAGAAGAUUUAAUUAAUGGAAAUAAAGAACUCAGUGACUUCAUCAGUCAGUGUGAGGGAGGAUAUCAUGUUUUUAACAACAGAGUAAAGGAUCCCUCUCAGGUCAAAGAGCUGAUGAAGAAGAUCAACACAAUGGUCCAGAGAAACGGAGGAAGCUGCUACAGCAAAGAGAUGUUUGAAGAAGCUGAGAAAGCAAUAAAAGCAGAAAUGGAUCGACUCCUGGAAGAAAAUCCAGAGAUGUCAGAAGAAGAAGCCAGAAGACGGGCAGAAAGAAAAAACGAGUACAUCAGGGCUUGUGGGAUAGGGGCGAGCGUUGGAAGUGUCUUAGGCCCAGUGGGAGCAGCAGCGGGAGCAGGAGUGGCAGCUGUAGUUGUAGCACUGAAACAUGCAUGUGCCAUACAGUGAAGGUGAAGAAUGAAGAUUCAUCAUCUACAUAUUUCCACCUCAGAGUUGGUACAUAUGAGUUGGUAUGCAGACGACUCAGCACUAUACUCAAAAUUAAUGCAGUGGAAUAGAACAGAAAUAUAUCCCACUAUUAUAAAUACACAGCAUUAUAUGGCCAUAUCAGACCUAUAAUGGAAAAAUUCUAGUUAACCCUCACAUGUAGAUUUAGGUGGUUAGAACUUCACUGCAUGAUUUUGCACAGCUAUGCAUGUUUAGAUGGCUGAGAAUAAAAGAGGAGCUGAGACGCCCCAGAGUUGACUGUGAACUGUGAUGUUUGAUGUGUGUCUGUUCUCCUGUGAGUAGUAAGAAAUACUUUGACCGCAGCUCUUUCUGUGUUGCAGACUUCAGUUACAAAAUUCCACGACAGAAUGCAAACAGCUUGUUGAUUGGAUGAGAAUCUUGGAGCUGCAUGAGCAAAUGUAACUAUGUUCACCAAUGAAGGUCAUGUUUUCUGUGUUUCCAUUUAUGCAUAAAUCAAUACACUUGUGAUGUAAAUGAGUAUAGUAAUGUAAAUGUAGUCCUCUUACAUACUGAAUACUGCAUUGUUCGUGGCUGCAUGAGAGAGAGGCUCUCCUGCUGGUACAGCAGACAUUACUGUCUCUUCAUGCUGGAGGUGGGACAUAAAUUCCCACUGUGGGCGAGCCCUGUCACUCUGACCAGCUGCUGCUGAAUGUGCUCCUUGUGUUUGGACCACACAGUGUGUAUGAACAAUAAAGCUGUGCAAAGUUCUCAACACAGUGUUUAAUACUAAAAUCAUAGCAUGAACUUCAUGUAUGUUCUACCAGAGUAAUAAAUAAAAGACAUCAAAUAAC
Oreochromis niloticus (Nile tilapia) is the source of this 2518-nucleotide messenger RNA. Its product is annotated as GTPase IMAP family member 7-like. The transcript is spliced from 2 exons. NCBI's taxonomy places the organism in Eukaryota, Metazoa, Chordata, Actinopteri, Cichliformes, Cichlidae. The record is from RefSeq and is a predicted model, not a curated record. Gene Ontology annotation, molecular function: GTP binding. The coding region runs from base 825 to 1667 and encodes 280 amino acids.